AUGCGCUGCCCCAGGAUAAGGCUCCCCAAAAUUGCCAAAGUCCUGCUUUGCCUCAUUGCUGUAACACAGUUCUGCCUCUUCUUUGGUAAUUCUAGAUCUUUGUUUGACUUGGCGAAGACGAAGAUUUUCAGGAAACUGAACAUUUUCCAACAUGCCCCAGAGACAGAACAAGUGGACCCCCAACAGCAACAGGGUUUAAACUAUUCUGAUAAUGGGAACUCCAGCAGCAUUUUAAAGGUGACUUCAGGAGGACACAUCAUAACACUCAAAGAUGUGGUGGAGAAGACACCAAGAUGGACAGGAAAGGAGGAGCAGAUGGAAAAAGUGAAACCGGUUAUGAGCGUUAAGGAAGCAAAGGAGAAUGUGGCUGUGAAACCACCACCCCAGCUGGAGGGAAUCAAGAAGACAACAGUGAAAACAACCCCUAUGGUGCAGGGAAACAAGGGGAAGACAACAGUGAGGCCAGCUCCAUGGGUGGAAGAAGCCAAGGAAAAGACAACAGUGAAACCACUUCCCAGGGAGAAGGGAGGCAAGGAGAAGACAACAGUGAAACCAUCCUCAGGGGUGAAGGGAGCACAUGAGAACAACACAACCACAGACCAAGCAAAACCCAAAGCACCUCCUGCAUCAAUGAAAACUGUAAGACCUGCUCCUCAGGCUGCUGCUGUGACACAGAAGAGGAAACUGAGCUCUGCUAACUUCACAUCCGAGCCAAAGUGGGACUUUGAGGAUCAGUACCUGCUGGAUAACUCAUCCCCACCCUCGACCUGCUCUGAAUCAGUGAGGGCCAGGGCUGCCAAGUCUGCCUGGCUGCGGGAUCUUUUCCUGCCCAACAUCACACUCUUCAUGGACCAGAGAUACUUCAGUGACAGUGAAUGGAACCGCCUGGAGCAUUUUAUACCCCCCUAUGGCUUCAUGGACCUGAAUUAUUCACUGGUAAAGGAGGUCAUAUCCCUGCUGCCCCCAAAGCCCCACCAGCAGCUGCUCCUGGCCAGCCAUGACAGCAGCAUGCCCACGUGCAUCAGCUGUGCUGUUGUGGGGAAUGGAGGAAUACUGAAUAACUCUGGGAUGGGCCAGGAGAUUGACUCCCAUGACUAUGUCUUCAGGGUCAGCGGGGCUGUAAUCAAGGGUUAUGAAAAAGAUGUGGGAACAAAAACCUCCUUUUAUGGAUUCACGGCCUUCUCCCUGGUUUCCUCUCUUCAGAUCUUGGGACACAGAGGGUUCAGCAGGAUCCCGUGGGAUGAACAUGUCAGAUACAUUCACUUCCUGGAGGGAGCAAGAGACUAUGAGUGGCUGAAGGCUCUUCUGCUGAACAAGCACAUCAGGAAAGGAUUCUUGAACCUCGGCGGGCAGAAGCCCCGGCAGAAAUUCGAUGAAGCUUUCACAAUGGACAAAUACCUGGUGGUUCACCCUGAUUUCCUCAGAUACAUGAAAAACAGGUUUUUAAAGUCCAAAAAUUUGGAAAAGCACUACUGGAGGCUGUACAGACCCACAACAGGGGCCUUCCUGCUGCUGACUGCCCUCCACCUCUGUGACCGGGUCAGUGCCUAUGGCUACAUCACGGAGGGGCACGAGAAGUACUCGGAUCACUACUAUGACAAGGACUGGAAAAAGCUGAUUUUCUACAUUAACCAUGACUUCAACCUGGAGAAACAGGUGUGGAAAAGGCUUCAUGAUGAGAAUAUCAUGAAACUUUACCUGAGAACCUGACUGCAGCAAGGGCCAGUUUGCCUGGGCAAUCUCAACAACACCUCACUGGGAACAGAAGACAACCACCAGAGCCAAGGUUAGCUCUGGACUGCCAGGCACAUUUCAUCCCCACAAAGACAUUUCCCUCCUUCAGCACCUCUCUUAUUUCACUUCAACAAAUGUAUGAAUGCUGCAGACCCAAAGACCAACAGGAAAAUGCAGCCUGCCAACAAAGUGCCACCUGGCUGUGCUGCAGGACUCCUGCUGGUUGUUGUAGGCAUGGGUAUAUGACAGCACAAUCCAGGAUAUGCUCCUUUGUGUAAUUCAGGUUUUCUCUCUGCAAGGAGAUGCUCCUCAGGCUGGGGCCACUGCUCUUCUGGGUGGAUCCUCUCCAUUAGCAAUGCCCAUUUUGGAGCUGGGUAUUGUCUAAACAAACUCCCUGGGGAGCUGGAAUGGAUGGAGGUGGAAACACAGAUUUUGUUUCAGGUUGAUUUAAUUUCUUGAUGGGGAGGGCUGCACUCACUCUGCUCCCUGCAGAUAAAAAGGAUGGACUGGACACUUCCAGGUGACUAAUUUGAGAGAGAAUGGGUUUCACUUCUGCUACCCUGUGUGGCCUUGCUAUGGCCCUUCCAGAGGAGCAGUGCCAUCAACUCCAGGGCAGGUAGCUGCUCUCCAUGGUGCAGCAGACCUCCUGUACCUCUGCCUCUUGCCCCAGGGCUCCCCUGGCUGCACAAAAUGUGAAUUUUGUGGCGUGGACCUGAUGUGCCAAGUCCUUGCAUAGCUGGACUUGGUCACGCUUGGCUCCCAGCUGUGCCCAGGGCGCUGUGUUUGUCCUGUUGGGAGGAGAGGUGGAAGCUCUCCAAGUCCAGGGAUGGAUGCCAUGUGUCCCUGCUGCUGGCUGAAGUGCCUGUCCCCCGUGGUGCUGAGAGGGGCCCAGCUGCAGCCAGCACACCUGGAGCAUGCUGGCCUCCUGGAAGGGGUUUUGAAAGCAAAAUAAAUGGCACUACUUUGGCCAAGCUGAUCUUUCGUGCAGCCCUGUGGGUUGUGGUUAUAUAGUGCACCCAGAAUUGAUGUUUAAUGGCUGAGAUACAACAGAUGGCAAAGCCAGGAGAGUACAGGACUGAGGGACAAUGAGGUUAUCUUAUUUGGAGAAGCUCUGCAGCUUGUGUGGACACACCUGAGCAUCUCCCAGCUGUUCACCUUGCAGGACAGGGAUCAGCACCAGCCAGACACCUCUCUGAGGAAGUGGGUGAACACCUGGCAAGUCUGCCCUUGUCCCAGCAACUGCUCUCCAAGUGCAUCAGAUAUUCAAGAAAAAUGCACGAAGGGCUGGCUGUUUCCCCCAUGACACUGUGCAGGCACAAAGCCACCUCCAGUGUCCCAGCAGGUGCAGAGCCUGUCCCUGGGGCUAACCAGCUGCACACUCACCAGACCUGCUUGGCUGUGAGUGUUUUUCCAUUUCUGCAGCGUUUUUGUGGGGGGCAGCAGUGUCUCCAGGGACUCUCUGGGCUCCAAGGAAGGCAUUUCAGCCGGGAUUGUCAGCAGGGUUGGUCAGGCUUGAUUUCCUUUCCCCCUUUUUGCUUGUGCUGCAGAGAGGCCGGGCAGUUUCUCAUGUCUCACUGAGCUUGUUUGUGAAGGACAGCCGCCCACAGUGAGAAUCAAAAUGCAGAAUUCAGCUUCUCUGGAGAGGCUGUAGCCUGUGCCUGGCUGCUGUGCACAUCAGGAGCCCGUGGGAGCAGCGAGCUGUCCGAAAGGCACGGUGCCUCUGCUGGGAGUGAUGCAGCCCUGUGGGAAUGCCAGGCAGAGCAGAAAUCCUUCCUGAGCAGCAAGCAGGGAAGCCUGAGUGAGGCUGGUCACCACCCAGAGCUGCC
Molecule: messenger RNA, 3560 nt
Organism: Passer domesticus (house sparrow)
Lineage: Eukaryota; Metazoa; Chordata; Aves; Passeriformes; Passeridae
Gene: ST6GALNAC1
Product: ST6 N-acetylgalactosaminide alpha-2,6-sialyltransferase 1
Exons: 9
Coding region: 1-1710 (569 amino acids)
Biological process (GO): oligosaccharide biosynthetic process
Molecular function (GO): alpha-N-acetylgalactosaminide alpha-2,6-sialyltransferase activity
Source: RefSeq, a predicted model, not a curated record